Molecule: messenger RNA, 5342 nt
Organism: Scleropages formosus (Asian bonytongue)
Lineage: Eukaryota; Metazoa; Chordata; Actinopteri; Osteoglossiformes; Osteoglossidae
Gene: polr2b
Product: RNA polymerase II subunit B
Exons: 25
Coding region: 118-3642 (1174 amino acids)
Biological process (GO): DNA-templated transcription
Molecular function (GO): DNA-directed RNA polymerase activity; DNA binding; ribonucleoside binding
Source: RefSeq, a predicted model, not a curated record
CCUCUGUGCGUUGCCGGUGUUGUGAACUGCGCACAAUAAUAAAGCUGUUAUCAAAGAAAAGAGCGCUCUUGCCUUAGCCUUUAUUUAAUUUUUUUAGGGAGUAAUUCAGGAAGUAUCAUGUAUGACCAAGAUGAAGACAUCCAAUAUGAUGAGGAUGAUGAUGAAAUCACCCCUGAUUUGUGGCAGGAAGCCUGCUGGAUUGUUAUCAGCUCUUACUUUGAUGAGAAGGGUCUUGUGCGUCAGCAGCUGGAUUCUUUUGAUGAGUUCAUUCAGAUGUCCGUGCAGAGGAUUGUAGAGGAUGCCCCUCCCAUCGAUCUCCAGGCAGAGGCCCAGCACACCUCAGGGGAGGUGGAGGAGCCGCCAAGAUACCUGUUGAAGUUUGAACAGAUCUACCUGUCUAAACCCACCCACUGGGAGAGAGAUGGGGCACCGUCACCCAUGAUGCCCAAUGAAGCCCGACUCCGAAAUCUAACGUACUCUGCCCCACUGUAUGUGGAUAUCACCAAAACUAUCAUCAAAGAGGGGGAGGAGCAACUGCAGACACAGCACCAGAAAACCUUCAUUGGCAAAAUUCCCAUCAUGCUUCGCUCCACAUACUGCCUGCUGAGUGGUCUGACAGAUCGUGAUCUUUGUGAGCUGAAUGAGUGUCCUCUGGACCCUGGGGGUUACUUUAUCAUCAAUGGCUCAGAGAAGGUGCUCAUUGCUCAGGAGAAGAUGGCUACAAACACAGUGUAUGUGUUUGCCAAGAAGGACUCCAAGUAUGCAUACACGGCCGAGUGUCGCUCCUGCCUGGAGAACUCAUCUCGUCCCACCAGCUCAAUCUGGGUCAGCAUGAUGGCCAGGGGUGGACAGGGGGUGAAAAAGAGUGCUAUUGGCCAAAGGAUUGUCUCCACACUCCCCUACAUUAGGCAGGAAGUCCCCAUCAUCAUUGUGUUUCGUGCUCUGGGCUUUGUGUCUGACAGAGACAUUCUCGAACACAUAAUCUAUGACUUUGAUGACCCUGAGAUGAUGGAAAUGGUGAAGCCUUCUUUGGAUGAAGCCUUUGUGAUUCAAGAGCAGAAUGUGGCAUUAAACUUCAUUGGAUCAAGAGGUGCCAAGCCAGGUGUUACCAAGGAGAAGAGAAUCAAGUAUGCCAAAGAGGUGUUGCAAAAGGAGGUGCUGCCCCAUGUGGGGGUCAGUGAUUUCUGUGAGACUAAGAAGGCCUACUUUUUGGGCUACAUGGUACACAGACUCCUUCUGGCUGCUCUGGGCAGACGAGAACUAGAUGACAGGGAUCACUAUGGUAACAAGAGGCUUGACCUGGCUGGUCCUCUGCUGGCCUUCUUGUUCCGUGGAAUGUUUAAAAAUCUGUUGAAGGAGAUUAGAAUAUAUGCCCAGAAGUUCAUUGACAGAGGGAAAGAUUUCAAUUUGGAGUUGGCCAUCAAGACGCGCAUAAUUUCUGAUGGGCUGAAGUACUCACUUGCUACUGGGAACUGGGGAGACGUUAAGAAGGCUCAUCAGGCCAGAGCUGGGGUGUCACAGGUAUUGAACCGCUUGACCUUUGCCUCUACACUCUCCCACCUGCGGCGAGUCAACUCCCCCAUUGGAAGAGACGGCAAACUGGCAAAACCCAGGCAGCUGCACAACACACUGUGGGGCAUGGUGUGUCCCGCAGAGACCCCUGAGGGUCAUGCUGUCGGGUUGGUGAAGAACCUGGCACUCAUGGCGUAUAUUUCCGUUGGCUCUCAGCCAUCCCCCAUAUUGGAGUUCUUAGAAGAGUGGAGCAUGGAGAAUCUGGAGGAAAUUUCUCCUGCAGCCAUUGCAGAUGCCACCAAGAUUUUUGUUAAUGGCUGCUGGGUGGGGAUCCACAAGGACCCAGAACAGUUGAUGAAUACACUGAGGAAGUUGAGGAGGCAGAUGGACAUCAUUGUGUCUGAGGUGUCGAUGAUCCGAGACAUCAGGGAGAGAGAGAUCCGGAUCUAUACAGACGCUGGGAGGAUCUGCCGCCCUCUGUUGAUUGUGGAGAAGCAAAAGCUACUGCUGAAGAGGCGGCACAUCGACCAGCUGAAGGAAAGGGAGUACAACAACUACAGUUGGCAAGAUCUGGUGGCCAGUGGGGUGGUGGAGUACAUUGACACACUAGAGGAGGAGACUGUGAUGCUGGCCAUGACCCCAGAUGACCUGCAGGAGAAGGGUGUGGCCUAUUGUUCCACAUACACCCACUGUGAGAUUCACCCUUCCAUGAUUUUGGGUGUCUGUGCUUCCAUCAUUCCUUUCCCUGAUCACAAUCAGUCACCCAGAAACACAUACCAGUCAGCUAUGGGUAAACAAGCUAUGGGGGUGUACAUCACCAACUUCCACGUACGCAUGGACACCCUGGCCCAUGUGCUUUACUACCCCCAAAAGCCCCUGGUGACCACGCGCUCCAUGGAAUACUUGCGAUUCCGAGAGUUGCCAGCAGGCAUCAAUUCCAUUGUGGCAAUUGCAUCAUACACUGGGUACAAUCAGGAGGACUCUGUUAUCAUGAACCGCUCUGCUGUGGACCGUGGAUUUUUCAGGUCUGUGUUCUACAGAUCAUAUAAAGAACAGGAAUCUAAGAAAGGCUUUGAUCAGGAGGAGAUAUUUGAAAAACCCUCACGUGAGACUUGUCAGGGAAUGCGACAUGCCAUCUACGACAAGCUAGAUGACGAUGGGCUCAUCGCACCAGGUGUGCGCGUGUCUGGUGAGGAUGUCAUCAUCGGGAAGACUGUGACACUUCCAGAAAAUGAUGAUGAGCUGGAUAGUACAAACAAACGCUAUACCAAGCGAGACUGCAGCACUUUCCUACGUACCAGCGAGACUGGCAUUGUGGAUCAGGUCAUGGUCACGCUCAACCAGGAGGGGUACAAGUUCUGCAAGAUCAGAGUUCGUUCAGUUCGAAUCCCCCAAAUCGGAGACAAGUUUGCCAGUCGACAUGGACAAAAGGGUACCUGUGGUAUCCAGUACAGGCAAGAGGACAUGCCCUUUACAUGUGAAGGAAUUACUCCUGAUAUCAUCAUUAACCCCCAUGCCAUCCCUUCUCGAAUGACAGUCGGCCAUUUGAUCGAGUGUCUGCAGGGCAAGGUAUCGGCAAACAAAGGGGAAAUUGGUGAUGCCACACCUUUCAAUGAUGCUGUGAACGUGCAGAAGGUCUCUAACCUGCUGGCUGAAUAUGGGUAUCACCUGAGGGGUAAUGAGGUGUUAUAUAACGGGUUCACGGGUCGUAAGCUCACCUCACAGAUCUUCAUUGGGCCCACAUACUACCAGCGUUUGAAACACAUGGUGGAUGACAAGAUCCACUCUCGGGCCCGCGGGCCAGUCCAGAUCCUCAACAGACAGCCUAUGGAGGGUAGAUCUCGUGAUGGAGGGCUACGUUUCGGCGAGAUGGAACGUGACUGUCAGAUUGCUCAUGGAGCUGCCCAGUUCCUGCGGGAGAGGCUGUUUGAGGCCUCCGAUCCAUACCAGGUUCAUGUGUGCAACCUGUGUGGCCUGAUGGCCAUUGCCAACACCCGCACACACACCUACGAGUGCAGGGGCUGCCGCAACAAAACACAGAUCUCCUUGGUCAGGAUGCCCUACGCCUGCAAGCUUCUCUUCCAGGAACUGAUGUCUAUGAGCAUCGCCCCACGUAUGAUGACCAGUUAAGAGAAGUUGCAUUUCUUGCUCUGUUGGAACUUAAAUGUCCUGAAGAAGCAGUCUUGACCCCAUCACUGACUGCAGGGUAGAACAGGUUUGCUGAAAAUCUGGUGCAGUCAUUCUUUCCUUUGCUUGUUGGAUUCUUUCAAAAAAUUUUUUUUUUUUUUUUUUAAAUUUUCUUUUAAAUUUGUGAUGUGGCUAUUGCAGAGAGAUGGAGACCCUGUUUAGGUUAAUUUGUAAUAUGAAUGAAUAAAGUGUGAUUUUUAAAUUGGUAUGUUUAGUCUUUCAUUAAACACGUUCCUGUGACGUGACACAAGCAGUAGUAGACCUUUUUAUUUUCCAAGUUAAUGGAAAGGCCUUCAGACAGCCAUUUCAGUCUUACAUUUCAUACAUGUGAAGAACUGAGACAUUAUAACCAUCUCUGGGGGGGAAAAAAGACAUUGUUCCAGCCAGCUUUGCUUGUCUAUUUAUUAGUGAAAGCAAUAUACAAUGCAGUGUAAACAUUCUAGUCUGUUUUCAGGAGCAUUAUAAAUGUGCGUACAGGAUGUUAUGAAAUUACUUUCUGAUAUGUAAAACACAUGAAGCCUUUCACCCUACUAAGGAGGUGAUUUUCUUUCUUCUUGCUCAUCUUCCCCCUUAUCAAGCUGCUUGUCUUGACAUGGUGUAGCAGUUAAAUACAUCUAAAAGCACCAGUAAGACUACAUGUUGCCCAAACAGGUAUCAUCUGCCUAAAGCGAUAUACUCAGCCCUCAUAACAGUGAAAAACCACAAGAAUGGCUUACAGAAAUAUGUGCUCAUUAUUCAGUAUAGCAUUUUGUCUCAUGCAGUUAUUUUGCUUCUAUAACUGGUGUUUUAUUUACCGCCUACUAUGUCUUUCACUCUGCAAAGCAUAUAGAUAUUAUGCUUCUUCCAUAACACAACCAACUACAUACAUCCUAUUUUCUAUAAUUAAGUCACAACCAAUCACAAACUUAAAUUAGGUAAAUAUGAAACUGAGUCAGAAAUAUUAUUAUUAAUUCAUUUAACUGACUUCUCUAAAACUGAUUUAUAAUAAUAAGAUACUUAAAAUUACUUACCCAUAUAUACAGCAGGGUAAUUCUUACCGGAGUAAUUCAGGGUAAGUGCACUAAACAUUUCUUAGUAAUGCUACACUGUGCCGGUAAAGGCAGUGUGUCCAUGAGGUUUGCAGAGUGAAACACACAGGCAUUGAUCUCAACUUUAUAUCAAUAUCUGUGAGCCAAACUAUGAGAAUAUCUUCAUUGAGGAAGUACCCUGCCUCAUACCCUAUGCUUCCAGGAUAGACUACUGUUACUAAUAAGAGGUUAAGUACUGAAUAUUUAUAAAGAUUAAUGAUGAUGAAUUAAUGAAAAUAUUAAAAGAUAAAAGCAUGAAUAAUAGUUUUGUUACAUGUAUUUUAAAAUAUGGUGGUGUCUAUUGUCAGGCAUAAAAAUAUACUUCUGGUAGGUCACAUAUAUUUCAAACAGUUUCAUCCAUAUAAUUUUUUUUUUCGUAAGUAAUAACAGUAAUUUGGCCCCCUCUCUGCAAGAAUUCACCUAACGGUGACUCCGCAGAACAAUUUAACCCUGUUUUACGAGCAAUGAUUGUAAUCUGUAUUAGGCUUUGGUCACAUACUUUUCCUUUCCCCCUGCAUCUCAUUUGAACAGCCUUAUAAAAAAUGGAGCUCCAUGCACAAUAAUUCUUCCUGAAGA